Antechinus flavipes (yellow-footed antechinus) is the source of this 3782-nucleotide messenger RNA. It is a transcript of the gene KLHDC7A, whose product is annotated as kelch domain containing 7A. The transcript is spliced from 2 exons. Gene Ontology annotation, molecular function: protein binding. The record is from RefSeq and is a predicted model, not a curated record. Bases 1266 to 3551 code for a protein of 761 amino acids. NCBI's taxonomy places the organism in Eukaryota, Metazoa, Chordata, Mammalia, Dasyuromorphia, Dasyuridae.
ACUUUAUUCUGUCUUCAAAAGGAAUGGGAAAUUGCACAUAAUAGAUUUGCAGUUUCAUGUACAAUCAUUCUUUUUAUAUUAUGUUAUGGAAAUGAUUUAUUUUAUUCCAUAAAUUCCAUCAAUUAAAUUAUUUCAUAAAUUAAAAAUAAAAUAAAAAUUUAAAAACAGAAAAAGAAGAAAUGGAAACCUAGAAAGAACAAACAGGAUCCUACCUAUUUAGACCAUGCUUCCUGCUUACAAUUCAGAGAACAGAAGCCUGAGUGAGUUAGGAUUAAAAAGUGAUCUCUCCAAGGUCAUACAGGCAGACAAGAGUUGAGAAGGGAUCCAGACUCUAGCCCUCUGACGUUGAUUUCUGACUCAAAGUGCAGAGAUUUCCUCUAGAAGUUGCUGCCCCAUAAAGGGCUCCGCACAUUUUCAGGGACUUCAGAUAGCCAAGAGAAAACUUUCCGAGCUCGGAGGGACCUCAGCUAGCCCCCCCAAAGACCGGAAUGAGGCCCGACAAGUGCUCAUCCAGCCUCUGCUUAGAAGGACCGCUUCCCCAACCGGAGACUAACACUACAGAGAUGGGCUCUAAGCUUCUUUUUAAUAAGCAGGCUGGAGAAGAAGGAAGGCAAGGAAGGGGUGUAGAGCCAGAGAAGGGGGGAGGUCAGAUCAGGUGGUUUGGAUUUAGUUCUUGGCUCAGGCCCUCAGCUGCUCUGUGUUCCCAGAGGCCUGCAGCCUGCGUGCUCUCCUGCCCCCUCCCCUCCUCCGGGAGCAGUCAUCCCAGCCCCCACAGCUGGACCGACCGGGCAGCGGGCAGGAGGAGCAUCCCCAGCAGGAUCGCUUGCCCCCUGACAUGAGGCAAAGCAGCAGGCCGGGCCCCUCCCUGGCCAGGGAGCCUUGCAAAGUCUGAAAAUGACAAUAGCCCCAGACGGGGUGUUUCCGGGCAUCAGGUGACUUGUAAAGGAUUCUGCUUCUCCAGCUUCCUGGAUCUCUGUUUACCUGGAUGACAAUAAACUUGCCCAGCUGGGGCCGCGGCUGCCUGCGCCCUCCCCUCGUCCACCCCAUGCAAAGCACCCAUGGCAAGAAGGCGUUGCCCGCGGGCCCGCUCCCUGCCAGCCGCUGCCCCGGAGGUGCCUGCUGCCAGCCAGCCCAAAGUCACCUCUCUCCCGCCGGGGCCCGAGCCAACGAGGAACCCCUCGAAGCGGCGAGAACCAGUUCUGGUUGGGCAAUAAUUAAUCGGAUUCCUUGCAUUCCUUGGCCGCUGCGGGGCCCGUUGCCCCAGGAUGAGCCACAGCAGCUCCGCGCCCUGGGACUGGCAUUCGGACAUGCAGUUUACUGGAAAGCUGGUGUUCUCUGCCGCUGCCGUGCUCCUGGGGACGCUGGUAUACAGGCUGUACAAGUCCUGGCCGGCCCGGAGCCCCCCCGGGGGGGGGACAUCGCCGGCCGACGCCGCCCGGGAGACAGAAGGCGCGGGCCGGCCUGAGCCCGCCAGCUCCUCGCCCAGGGCUGGGCUGCCGGCUCUCAGAGCCCGGGGCCGGGUCAGCAGCGAGGAGGGGGCCCGAGGCUCCCCGGCCUGGGGGAAUGGCCAGCCAGAAGGGGCCCGCGGGGCCUGUGACCUCAGAGCCGGCGGCCAGGCGGACCUCGGAGACAGGGGGGAGAGAAAAGGGGCCGGCUCCCCCCGAGGGGAGCGGCAGCCCGGAGCGGUCGGGCGGGGGAAGGACCGUCUCCUCUCUCUCAGUGACUGUGACCCGGAGCCGGGACUUGCUCAAGCCGGUGAAGCGGAUGGCCCGGUGACUCACGCCCAGAGCCUGGUCUCCUCCAAGGCUGCCGCCGGUCGGGAGGACAUGGACAGGAGCUGGGUCUUCCCCCAAGCUGCGGGGGUCAGCCAGGACAGCUUGGGGCUCAUCAGGGCCACCUCGGACAUGGGCCUGGCGGUCAGCCAGCGCGCCGGGGACGCGGACACCUGCUACCUCUUCUCCUCCCUGGCCAGGGCUCAGAUGGAGGAGAACCUUCUUGGGGAUGAGGCGCCGGAGGAGAGGCCUGGGGGGGCGGGGGGAGCGUCUGCCGCUCCUGGCCUAAAAGGGAAAAUCUAUGACUACUAUGUGGAGUCUACCUCCCGAUCCGUCUGCAGAGACAGGCUGGCCCCCCCGGCCCCCGAGCCUCAGGGCUCACCCCUGCCCCGCAGCUUCCCUGAGAGCAGUCCCUUGCCUUCCCCCGGCCGGACCCAUGCUGCCGAGAGCGCCGAGGAUACCUGGGAGAGCCCCCCUUCCUCUCAGGGCGCCUCCUCACCCCCAGGGCCCAGCCUCAGCCGCAAGGAGAGCUUUCUUCAAAUCGCGGAGAACCCCGAGUUCCAGCUUCAGCUAGACCGCGCGGGGACCCCCGGCUCCCACCAUAUCCCCGCGGCCCCGGCCUCUCCAGACCUCAACCCACUGGGAGCCAGUCUGGAGCCCAAGGUGGAGCUGGUGGCCGGGACCAAUUUCUUCCAGCUCCCCCUGGUCCCGGGGGCGGCUCAGAACACCCACCUGGACCUGGGCAACUGUUCGGAAGUGCUGCGGCUGGCCAAGAGGGAGAAGCUGCCCGCGCUGAAGGAGGCCGCCUACAAGGUGAUGAGCGACAACUACCUGCAGGUCCUUCAGAGCCCGGACAUCUACGGGGGCCUGAGCGGCGCCGAACGCGAGCUGAUCCUGCAGAGGCGCCUGCGCGGGCAGAAGUACCUGGUGGUGGCCGACGUGUGCCCCCAGGAGGGCAGCGGCCGGCUCUGCGCCUACGACAACGAGCGGGACGCCUGGUGGCCCCUGGCCGGCCUGCCGCCGGAGGCCACGUCCAGGGGCUGCGCUCUCUGCAGCCUCUUCAAUUACCUCUUCGUGGUGGCCGGCUGCCCGAGGGCCGGGGGGCGGGCCUCCAACCGGAUGUUCUGCUACAACCCGCUGACGGGCAUCUGGAGGGAGAUGUGCCCCCUGAACCAGGCGCGGCCCCACUGCAAGCUCGUGGUCCUGGACGGCUACAUGUACGCCAUCGGGGGGGAGUGCCUGUACACGGUGGAGCGCUACGACCCGCGUCAGGACCGCUGGGCCUUCGUGGCGCCCCUGCCCAACGACACCUUCGCCUUGGCCCACACGGCCACGGCCUGCGACGGGGAAAUCUACGUCACGGGGGGCACCCUGCGCUACCUGCUGCUCCGCUAUUCGGGCCAGGAGGACCGCUGGCGGGCCAGCCCCACGGCGGGCGGCAAGGACCGCACGGCCGAGAUGGCGGCCGUCAACGGCUUCCUCUACCGCUUCGACCUCAACCGCAGCCUGGGCAUCGGGGUGUACCGCUGCAGCGCCCGGGCCCGCCUCUGGUACGAGUGCGCCACGUACCGCGCGCACUACCCGGCCGCCUUCCAGUGCGCUGUGGUGGACAACCUCAUUCACUGCGUGGGCCGCCAGUUCCACCUGCGCUUCCUGGCCGACUACGUGUCUCCCCGCUUCCUCCCCAACGAGCUCCAGGGCUUCCCGUCCCCGCAGGGCACCCUCAUCCCCACCGUCCUGGUACUGCCCGCCCGCCACGUGGCGCAGACCAGGGUGUAGCCCCGCCCCGCUCGUUUGGAGAGCGCCCCCCCUUGGCCAUGCAAUGGCGGAACCAAGGAACCUGGAGUUGAAUCCUGCCCAGCCGUGGGACAGCCCUUAUCCCUUCCGAGCCUCCGUUUCCCCAUCUGUAAACUGUGAAUCUGUAAAAUCAUCAUCAUCAUGGUGGUUGCGGCAGAGGAUCUGUAACCCUGUAGAAUGUGUUUGAUAUUUAGAGCAUUUGUGUUUCUUUGA